CCAAGAUGUCUUCAGGAAACGCUUUCAUUGGAAAACCAGCCCCUGACUUUACUGCCACGGCUGUAAUGCCAGAUGGACAAUUCAAAGAUGUCAAACUUUCUGACUAUAAAGGAAAAUACGUUGUGUUCUUCUUCUACCCCCUGGACUUCACUUUUGUCUGUCCAACUGAAAUUAUUGCAUACAGUGACAGAGCUGACGAAUUCAAGAAAAUUAACUGUGAAGUAAUUGGAGCUUCUGUUGACUCUCACUUUUGUCACCUGGCCUGGAUCAACACUCCAAAGAAACAGGGAGGCUUGGGUACUAUGAAAAUCCCAUUGAUUUCAGACACAAACCGUGCCAUUGCCAAACAAUAUGGGGUACUUAAAGAGGAUGAAGGUAUUGCAUACAGGGGCCUGUUCAUAAUUGAUGAGAAGGGGAUCUUGAGGCAGAUAACAAUCAAUGAUCUUCCUGUUGGCCGUUCUGUUGAUGAAACCCUCAGGCUUGUCCAGGCCUUCCAGUUUACAGAUAAGCAUGGAGAAGACUUAAAACAUUCUUUGUCAUUUCAGUGUGCCCAGCUGGCUGGAAGCCUGGCAGUGAUACAAUCAAGCCUGAUGUUCACAAAAGUAAAGAGUAUUUCUCCAAGCAGAAAUAAAUCUCCAGUCUGCAUGGAAACUAGUAUGCCUUACAUAAGGAGCAAGCAUCAGUUACUGAACUUUGACUAAGUCAUUGCAUCUGAGUCAAGGGAUCAUGCUAUAGGUUUAAGCAGUAACUUUUUUUUACUUGAAGGAAAGUUUGUCCUGUUGACAGUACCUUCAUAGAAAAUCUUAAUGAUCAGUAUCUGUACAUUAAGCCCUAAUGACUUUAGUGACAAUGCAGUGUAUGUGGUUAGACAUGUGUUGCAUAUAGAGCAGUGGUAUCCUUUUGUAACUCUAUUAAACUCGUGGAAAGAGCA
Nestor notabilis (Kea) is the source of this 931-nucleotide messenger RNA. Its product is annotated as peroxiredoxin-1. The transcript is spliced from 5 exons. The record is from RefSeq and is a predicted model, not a curated record. Lineage: Eukaryota; Metazoa; Chordata; Aves; Psittaciformes; Psittacidae. Gene Ontology annotation, biological process: leukocyte activation; response to oxidative stress; cellular response to stress. Gene Ontology annotation, cellular component: cytosol. Gene Ontology annotation, molecular function: thioredoxin peroxidase activity. The coding region runs from base 6 to 701 and encodes 231 amino acids.